Molecule: messenger RNA, 2020 nt
Organism: Pseudomassariella vexata
Lineage: Eukaryota; Fungi; Ascomycota; Sordariomycetes; Amphisphaeriales; Pseudomassariaceae
Product: heterokaryon incompatibility protein-domain-containing protein
Exons: 1
Coding region: 23-1666 (547 amino acids)
Source: RefSeq, a predicted model, not a curated record
CUGAACCUUGACGACCAUUACCAUGUCGUUCUGCGCCCAGUGCAGGUCUCUGCAAGCAACAGUCUUUGGCGAAGCUGUCCAGAAUGUCACUUACAAUCUGCAGCGUUACCCGCAUCUGCCCAACUACACGGCUCUCGUCAAAUCAGCAGGCGCAGGGUGCGGCUUGUGCAAGAUCCUUCUUCACGCUCUGUUGGACGAUGAGCAGCUGAAAAGCAACGCAGAGAUCAAGCUCGACCACAACGGGCAACCCGUCUUUCCCGACGGCGCGCUGGGCCUUGGCGGUAUGCUCUGCAUCGACGGCAAGCGCUCAAUAUGGAUGGACGGACUGGUCGGUGCUCUGGGGCAAGUCAGGGCGUACGAGAUACCGAGUGGUUGGUGGGAUCCUUGGGCCGAGGAGGAUAUUGAUGUGAACGAUAGAGCUGUCGGCGUUAUCAGUUAUUGGAUCAAAACAUGCCUCGCCGAGCAUCCUGAAUGUUGGCAGAGCCGGCCUGUGGACUUCAUUCCCACACGGGUCAUUGCCGUGGGUGGCGAAGGUGAUGACCAUGUUCAACUCAUACAGGCCAAAGAGCGAGAGCCUGCCGACAAACGUUAUGUUGCUCUGAGCCAUUGCUGGGGGCUGAAUAUGCCACCAUCGGCCACAACAGUCGAGGCUGUGUUGAGUGAUCAUCUGAGGUCAAUCUCUCUGAACAAUCUGACCGCCACUUUCAUCGACGCUAUCAAGAUUACCCGCAGACUGGGCAUUUCAUACAUAUGGAUUGACUCCCUCUGCAUCGUCCAAGACUCUGCCGCGGACUGGGAUGCAGAAGCCAGUGAGAUGGCCGCCGUCUAUUCGAGUGCUUAUGUCACUCUUGCGGCAUCAGGCUCUGCGGAUGGGACGCAAGGCUGCCGGACCCAGCGUGACCAAGUCCCGUACAUCGAUGUGCCCAUCAACGGUGGUGAGCUGGAGCCAGAGUCCAUGACGCAGAGGCGGUACAGGGUAUGUGCCUGGCCAAAUUUCAGCGACUAUCACAUAAACCGUGAUCCUCUGCACUCGAGAGGCUGGUGUCUUCAAGAGCGCGAGCUAUCUCCUCGCAUCGCCCAUUUCUCAAGCGAUACCGUCCGGUGGGAGUGUCGCAAGACUCAUGCCUCGUUGGUCUUCCCGUGGCUUAACACGAAUGCCUUUCUAGGCUAUCCUCGUAUCUUCGACUACGAUGACUCCGGUCGGAGACAUCCCAAGCUUAAUCCUACCCUUGGUGGUGACAUGACGGGCGAUGGCCUGCUGCAAGCCGCUUCCGAGUGGCUGCGGCUGGUACGCAUGUACAGCGCAAAGAACCUAACCAAGCAGACCGACAUGUUGCCCGCCAUUGGGGGUCUCGCUCGCGCCUAUGCCAAAUUCACACCUGGCGAAUACCAUGCCGGUCAUUUUGCAUCACACGGUAUCGUCAACUUGCUGUGGAGGGUAGACGACCCACAUAAGACCGAAGAGGAACCACGUCGUCCGCAGGAAUACACAGCGCCGUCGUGGUCAUGGGCCUCCAUCGCUAGGCCCGUAGCUUGGGACUGGAAUUUAUUCAUGGAUAAGGAUCGGAUCAAAUCCGUGGCUGAUAUCAUGGUGAUGGACACGUCACCCCUCGGCUUGGAUCCAUUUGGCAGGGUGAAGAGUGGGAUGGUCAGAAUCAAGGGAUAGAUUAGACAGUUAAGCACGCGUGAAGUCACCCCCGCAUGGCUGAACAAUGAUCCAAGGACGCAGAACCUAUUCGCAGAUCUAGGCGGUAAAGAAAGCAAGGUCGGAUCUGUGACUUUCGAUGUGUCCACAGAGGCGCAGGAUUCCAUCUACGCUGUAGCCUGUUCCGAGAUUGGACAUCCGUGGCCGCAGGUGUUUGGAUUGGCACUUGCGACUGUUGAGGGAGGGCAACGGUUUCGAAGGAUUGGUCGGUUUAUGUCGUCUGUGCGAACCUGGGACAAUGAUGGCCCUACAGAGGAAGUGGUCAUUAUUUGAAGUAUAGAGUUGUUAUACUGACUAAUGAGCGCAUACGUAGCG